Thamnophis sirtalis is the source of this 588-nucleotide messenger RNA. Lineage: Eukaryota; Metazoa; Chordata; Lepidosauria; Squamata; Natricidae. The record is from RefSeq and is a predicted model, not a curated record.
AUGGCUCUUUUCAGAGAAUCGCUUUUGAAAGAGGGUGAAGAAUUCCUUUGCACAUUUUUACCUUCCAAAAUAUUUCAGUUGGAUAAGUUUCUUAAGGAAAAUUCACUAAACGUGCAAGAUUUGACCACUCUUAAAGCUCCUUUGGAGAUCCCUAUUCCAGACCCCCCACCCAAAGAAGACGAGAUGGAUACAGAAAAAGAGGAGAAGGAAGCUCCAAAGUGUGGUUAUCUUAAAGGAAACAAAGUUCUCAUUUCACUUCUGGAUCGCGUGAAACCUGAAGUUCGCGAGUUUAAAGAAAAAUGCAUUUUGGUCACGACCUGGAUCCAGUUCAUGAUCCCCAAAAUUGAGGAUGGCAACGACUUCGGGGUGGCGGUUCAGGAGAAAGUGCUGGAACGUAUCACAGCGUUGAAGACCAAGGCUGAAGCUUUCCAAACCACCAUGGCUAAAUAUUUUCUGGAGCGUGGAGAUGCGGUCGCCAAGGCCUCCAAAGACACUCACGUGAUGGAUUACCGGUGUUUGGUUCACGAACGCGACGAAGCCAUUUACCGAGAAAUGCAGAUCAUGUUGCUUGAUAUUCGUGGAUUUUAU